This is a messenger RNA of Ascochyta rabiei, 1644 nucleotides long. RefSeq lists its product as uncharacterized. Gene Ontology annotation, biological process: carbohydrate metabolic process. The record is from RefSeq and is a predicted model, not a curated record. The transcript has 3 exons. Lineage: Eukaryota; Fungi; Ascomycota; Dothideomycetes; Pleosporales; Didymellaceae. Bases 1 to 1644 code for a protein of 547 amino acids.
AUGAAAUCACAAUUGCUGCCGCUGUCCUUGGGCGCUGUCCUAUCUUUGAGCUAUGUAGCUGCUAGUUAUGACGACGGCAUACAGGAGCCGCUGCGGGCUGCCAUCGACCCCAACAAGUACCGAGCAGCAUGUCCAGACUACAAACAAUACUCCAUGCGCCCGCACCCACCAUACAGUCAAGGCCCGCUCGAACUCCCUUUUCAAAGACCCUCCAAAUACUGCCGCACUUUCGAAUCACCUCUGGUGGAGAAGGUCAUUGAGACGAUGAACAAGAAAAUGGUCGACAAAGAUCUUGCACGCAUAUUCGAAAACGCCUUCCCAAACACACUGGACACUACCGUUCGAUGGCACACCGACAAUACGCCAGCACACAAGUCAUUCCAGAGGAACUGGGAGAAGGGCUCAUGGACCGGACCCCAAAGCUUCAUCGUUACUGGUGACAUUAAUGCCGAGUGGCUGCGAGACUCCACAAACCAACUGGCGCAGUACCAGCCCCUUGCUAAGAAAGACAAGGAAAUAUUCAAGCUGAUACUGGGGGCUAUCAACACACAAGCUGAAUAUGUCAUCGGCUCGCCGUACUGCAACGCCUUCCAGCCUCCGGCACCCAGCCAUCUGAGCCCCACCUUCCAGGACCAAGCAGACGUUGUGCACCCCGAGUACGAAGCCUCGUUCGUCUUUGAAUGCAAGUACGAACUCGACUCACUUGCACACUUCCUCUCUCUUUCCAACCAGUUUUACAACCACACCGAUUCCAUCGCCUUUAUAAACGCCCGUUGGCUACAAGCCCUCGAUACUCUACUAUCGGUCCUCGACGAGCAAUCGCAACCCACGUUCGACGAGACGACAGGUGCCUACAUCCAGAACACAUACAAAUUCCAGCGCCGCACAGAAAUCGGUACCGAGACACUUGCACUCGGCGGCGUCGGCAACCCACUAGCCGGCGGCACAGGGCUCGUCCGCUCUGCGUUCCGACCUAGCGACGAUGCCACGAUUCUCGGAUUCCUGAUUCCGAGUAACGCGAUGAUGAGCGUGGAGCUCAAGCGCACGGCCGACAUACUCAACAAGGCAGGGAGGAAGAACAUUGCAGACCAGCUGUCCGCGUGGGCUGAUACCAUCAGCAAGGGUGUAUGGGAACAUGGCGUUGUGACGCACAAGAAGUACGGGCGCGUGUUCGCAUUCGAAGUCGACGGGUACGGAUCCAGCAUCCUCAUGGACGAUGCGAACUUACCAUCGCUGCUUGCGCUUCCCCUUCUAGGCUUCGUUGAUGCAAACGAUGAGGUCUACAAGAACACGCGCAAGAUGAUUCUCGAGAAGCAAGGAAACCCGUACUAUCUCACUGGCAAGGGCUUCGGCGGCAUUGGCGGUCCGCAUGUAGGAUUGCAGCACGCAUGGCCCAUGAGUGUGCUCGUACAAGCCAUGACGAGCGACGACGACGACGAGAUCGUGAGCUGUGUGGAGAGCGUGAAGAACGUGAGUCGGAAUGGGUUGAUUCACGAAAGUAUCCAUGUAGACUACGAGCGCGACUAUACCAGAAGCUGGUUCGCGUGGGCAAACUCCGUCUUCGCGCAGACCAUUCUCGAUCUCGCGAAGCGGAAGCCUCAUCUCCUCUUCGGCAAAGGCGCAGAGCCGUAUACUCUAGACUAG